This is a messenger RNA of Helobdella robusta, 2358 nucleotides long. RefSeq lists its product as hypothetical. Gene Ontology annotation, cellular component: motile cilium. Gene Ontology annotation, biological process: flagellated sperm motility. Lineage: Eukaryota; Metazoa; Annelida; Clitellata; Rhynchobdellida; Glossiphoniidae. The record is from RefSeq and is a predicted model, not a curated record. The transcript has 17 exons. The annotation marks the transcript as partial.
CCAGACAGUUACAAGAUAAACAGUUCACAAGAGAAGAAGAUCAUAAGUUAUAUUGAAAACUUCUGCAGACAGUACCAUCAACUUUACAAAGAUCGUAAAUCUUUGUUUAUCUGCCCUCUUAAUGAAUUUAAAUUGCCUAAAUUUGUAUGCACGACACUCCGUCCGAUGGAACUUUCAUACACGGAGUUGAAUGACUGGAGGGGAGCCAGUGAAUUCGUGGCAGACUACCUCGAUUACAUGCCUCUCAUUCAACCUUACGAAUUGCCGAGAAGUAUGUACUCGCCGACGACGGUCCUACAGUUCCAGCGCGGACACUGCUUUGAGUACAGCACGCUUCUGGCCUCCCUCUUGAUUGGUGUGGGCUACGAUGCCUACGUCGUCAGUGGUUAUGCCACGAGGGAGACCUGCCUCAUAGAUCAGACAAAUAAUCUCUGCCCAUUGCUCGUAGAUAAGAAAGAAGAGGUGGUUGAAGAAAAAGAAGAGGUGAACAAGAAGUAUAGGAUUCGUUCCCAGAUGGACCUGAAAUCGAUGUUUGAGAAGUUAAGGAGCAACGAGAAUGAUGAUGAUGAUGAUGAUGAUGAUGAUAAAGAGAAGAACUUCAGUGAUGAUAGCAAGCACACGAUGACGAUGGAAGAAACGGACAUAGAAGGAGACCCGCUGUACGGUUUGAGACCUCAUAGUUGGGUCCUUGUGUUAAGAGGCUCGCGAGAGAUCGAUGAAUCAUUCUUCAUCGAGCCAACCACAGGCCUCUCACACCAGCUCGACAGCUCCAACUAUCUCGGUGUCGAAAGUGUAUGGAAUGAUAAAAAUAUGUGGGUGUGCAUGCAAGAUUGUUCCGAAGGAGUCAAGAAUCUGACGUACGAUUUGAUGGAUGCUUCUAGAUGGGAGUACGUAUUUCGAAGAUACGAGAAUCUUCUGCGCAAAACUGCUUCGACUGCUGCUGCUGCUGCUAUCACUUCCUUAGCUACGCCCUUCGCUGCAGCUACCAAUAAUUCAAUAACUCCUGCUUUUCCGCCUUCCUGGACCAACCCUAUCAACAUCUCUUUAGCUGAUUUUCAGAAGAAGUGCCCGAACGGAAGAAAAGUUAUCCUCUACAAGAAGACCAAGUUGGAAAAGUUUGCCCCCAACCUCAUGCCCGAUGGUGUGGUGCUCAGGUUGUCCCUGUUUGAGGAUCACUCCAGAAGCAAAUUGUUGGAGGUGAGGGAGAUGUACAAAAAUCGCAUGGACAAGUUGGACAAAAGAGUUUACAAUUACAGAACUGGAUGGACCAGUGAAUACUUUUUACCCGGCAGACCCAACAAAAUGAAAGAGCACCACUUCAAAUCUAUCAGCAAUAAUUUGGAGAACCAGCGAGAAGCGGUCUAUUUUUCAAUUUCUCGCCCAGACAGUCUAGAGAAACGUGUUGAAACGAAAGACACGAUGACCGAAUACUUUGAAGACCGGGAUGACUUCCUCUAUUACAAGUACAAUGAAUACAUUGAAAGAACGAGAGGCAGUAGUUUGAGCGUUGGUUCCAUGAGAAAGAUAAGUGUAAGUCUGCAUUUCUCGGACGCCAGCAAGUUGAGCAAGGAUGAGGACAUAUACGAGAUAACAUUCAACCUGCUUGAGGAAAAGAUAACAGUUGUCUAUCACAGAGAAGACGACCGCAUAUCUGCCACCUGCAGAGAGUUCAUUCAACCAAAUCGAAAUGAUGAAAAGGGAAAGAAUUUGACCUGGUCACCGACUCAAACAAUGAAACAAAACAAACAGUCAGAUCCAAUGAAAAAAGAUAAGAAGAAGGUAGCCUUGUACCAGAUGAUGUUACAACUUUUGAAGCUCGAAGAGAAAUACAGCGAGAUGACGAGAGGAUCUGAAUUGGAGGUCCAGACCAUGCUACACGAGCGCAUGCAAGAAGAAAGCGCUGCACUUUUGGAAUCGUCAACAACCGAUCUCUUACACAGUGACAAGGCAAAAAAGAGGAAAGCAAUGAUGGAAAGAAUAGCGAUGGAGGAGAAGAUGGCGAAAGAAGAAAAAGAGUUGGACGUGAUGACGACGUUCCUGUCACGUUUCGGAGAGUUGGAUGGCCUGACCGAGGAGCAAAUUGAGAGGGCCAAGCAGGAUUGCCUCGAAGACCUUAAGAACCGCAUGAUUGAGAGGGCCAACCUCAUACAAUCAAGAUACGAUAAAGAGGUGAAUGAGCUGCAGAGGAGACAGGCCUGGUUCCAAACGAAUCAGAUGAUAAUGGUGAAGGAAGAGGAACAGGAAUACAUCACUUAUUGCAUGGAGGCCUUGUUCAGAAUACAAAUAUUGGAGAUGAGAUUGAAUAGGUUACACAAAGAACAAGCACCACUUAAGUACAGAGCCCUUGAAGAGAGGUUG